Molecule: messenger RNA, 621 nt
Organism: Prunus armeniaca (apricot)
Lineage: Eukaryota; Viridiplantae; Streptophyta; Magnoliopsida; Rosales; Rosaceae
Source: the annotation of a GenBank genome assembly
AUGGUGCCGAAUGAUGACGGGGUGCCGAAGGUGUCGCUCUCGUCGGAUGAUGGCAGGGUGCCGAAGGGUGCCGAAGGCAGCGCUAUGUCAAAUGAUGACGGGGUGCCGAAGGCAUCGCUCUCAUCGGAUGAUGGCAGGGUGCCGAAGGUGAUGAUGGGGUGCCGAAGGCAUCGCUCUCGUCGGAUGAUGACAGGGUGCCGAAGGCAUCUCUCUUGUCAAAUGAUGACAGGGUGCCGAAGGCAUCGCUUGUCAAAUGAUGACGGGGUGCUGAAGGCAUCGCUCUCGUCUAAUAAUGACAGGGUGCCGAAGGCAACGCUUUGUCAGAUGAUGACAGGAUGCCGAAGGCAUCGCUCUCGUCUAAUGAUGACAGGGUGCCGAAGGGUGCCGAAGGCAUCUCUCUUGUCAAAUGAUGACAGGGUGCCGAAGGCAUCGCUUGGUGCCGAAGGCAACGCUUUGUCAGAUGAUGACGGGAUGCCGAAGGCAUCGCUCUCGUCUAAUGAUGACAGGGUGCCGAAGGCAUCGCUCUCGUCGGAUGAUGACAGGGUGCCGAAGGCAGCGCUAUGUCAAAUGAUGACGGGGUGCCGAAGGCAUCGCUCUCAUCGGAUGAUGGCAAGGUGCUGA